Molecule: messenger RNA, 786 nt
Organism: Fusarium oxysporum Fo47
Lineage: Eukaryota; Fungi; Ascomycota; Sordariomycetes; Hypocreales; Nectriaceae
Product: Alpha/Beta hydrolase protein
Exons: 2
Coding region: 1-786 (261 amino acids)
Source: RefSeq, a predicted model, not a curated record
AUGGCAGAGAGCAGGCCUGUCAUCGUCAUCGUGCCAGGCGGCUUUUGCAGUCCCGAGGUCUACCAACCCGUCGGCCACAUCCUGGAGCAAGACGGUUUCACCGUCAUCAUCCCAAGAUUGACAGUCACUAAAAAUCUCACUUCUAAAGAUCCUGCAAGCCCGGAGUUCAAAGAGUUGGCCAACAAGGGUCUUCUCGAUGAUGUUAAAGAAAUCCACGAGCGGCUAGCUUCGGAGUUCGGCAAAGGGUCUGAGGUGGUCAUAUUUGGACACAGCUACGGAAGCCUCCCCAGAUUGCUCGCCAUUGAAGGGCAUACGGUUGAGGAGCGUCAAGCGAAAGGUCUUUCUGGCGGUAUCAAAGGUUAUGUCGCGGUAGCCGGAUUUGCAUAUGCUCAGAGAGGGAAGAAUGCCAGAGGCGACACGGAGCCAGCACCACCAAUGCCAUAUUUCGAGCACGAGGAUGGAAUCUUUCACAUGACAGACGCCGCAAAGCCUCUCUUCUUCAGCGAUCUUUCCCCCGACAAACAAGAUGAAGCUUGGAAACUUGUCCUAGGAAGUCAAAGCCAAAAGAGUCUCAGCGACGUAUCUGAGUUUAUCAACUCUGACGUCACGAUUCCCAAGACAUAUGUCUUGUGUGAAAAAGAUCAGACUGUUCCUCCAGAGCUACAAGAGAUGCUUAUUCAGGCUGGGGGGUUUGAUCAGGUUGAGAAAUUGUCUUCGGGUCAUUUUCCUUUCGUGAGCAUUCCUGAAGAGACGGCUAAACUGUUUGCGCAAAUUGCUUUGCGAUGA